GGGGUUUCGUUUAGAGAACAUCUACUUCGUUUUUUUUCUCUCUCGAUUCCUUUUUCUGCGAUUUUGUUAGCGAAUCUGGACUUAUUCUGUAUUCAUUGAUAGUAAUUACUUUUUUUUGUAUGCUUAUUUUACUAUGAUUUGUGUUAAAUGAUACUAGUAUAUACUCUUUUACUCUAUGUAAAUGUUUUUCGGAAGUGGGUAUGAGUGAAUCUUCCUUUGUGUAUGGAGUUUCCAGUGAGUAACCAUAUGUAUGUUCAAAGUGCUCAAAGAUGAUGUCAAUUAUACACAUGUAACACCUCUGCUCUUCACUUACUACGCAUGUAGGCGUGCAUAUCCAUUUUGUAAAUAUUGCAGGGUCAGUGUGUCCUGAAAAAAAAAGAAUUAUGGAAAAAUCAGGAAAUAUAGUUAUAUAUACUAGAAGUUUUCGAUAUUUAAGCGCCUUGUUUUGACGCAGGAACAUCUACAAAGGAACCAUCUUCUAUGCAAUAAAAACCUCUAAUGCAAAGGCUGCCUACUUUCCUACCUGCUCUCCUAGUUGCAGAUGGGAACAGUUCCACAUCUCAUUCUCCAAAUCAUCUCAUUCAUUUCUUCAAUGCUAGCAUUGCUAUCCCACCCAAAUGGAAAGGGUGGGGAUGAUUUUGGCAUGCCAUGCUUGCCUCAAUAAUGUUAAGGGAUCUAGGUGUCAGACCAGUUCAUCAUGCCAUACCCACCUUCACUAAUGUUAAGGCGAUCAAUGAGUUAUAUCAUGCCAUGUCUUCCAUUUACUGAUCUCAUGCUGUGAUAUUGCUGAAGUAUGCUUAGCAAUGACUACUCAACUAUCUCCAUGAUCUUAGUUUGCCUCCACUAUCCAUCUUUGCUUUCAUCAGAACCUUCUCAUGUUUGCAGGAUUUGCUUUUGUUUACUUUGAGGAUGAACGUGAUGCUGAAGACGCCAUUCGCAAUCUUGAUAAUAUUACGUUUGGGCAUGACAGGCGCAGGUUGUCAGUUGAAUGGGCCAAGGGUGAACGUGGUAGGCAUCGUGAUGGGAGAGCUGCAAAUCAAAAGCCAACUAAGACCCUUUUUGUGAUAAACUUUGAUCCUGUGCGUACCAAAGUCCAUGACAUAGAAAAACAUUUUGAGCCUUAUGGGAAGCUUCUCAAUGUCCGCAUUCGAAGGAACUUUGCAUUUGUGCAAUUUGAGACUCAGGAGGAUGCAACAAAAGCUUUGGAAUGCACCCACAUGAGCAAGGUACUGGAUAGGGUUGUUUCUGUUGAGUAUGCACUGAGGGAUGAUGAUGAGAGGGGUGGAAUGCACGAGAGCCCCAGAAGACACUAUGGUAGGCGUGGAGACAGCCCUUACAGAAGGUCACCUAGUCCAGGAUUUCGAAGGAGCCGCCCAAGUCCUGAUUAUGGGCGUGACAGAAGCCCUGUUUAUGAUAGGUACGCUGGCCCAUCACAUGACCGGCGCAGGAGCCCUGAUUAUGGCAGACACCGAAGUAGGUCACCUGUUCGAAGAUCAAGAACCUGAUGGCGAGUGUAUAUGAGCUCAGCGUUUUAGGCAAUGAAGGAUAUAAGUUUAUACACUAGUGUAGGAGCUACACUACUGGUUCUGUAUCUUGAAUUGAAUGGAUCUCUUGCUCUGGAUUAUCUUAUUUACGUGCAUCUCUUGUAAUUUUGCUUGGUUUUGUGUAUGAAGCUUAUCUCUUUUAGAACUUUA
Salvia splendens (bonfire salvia) is the source of this 1694-nucleotide messenger RNA. Its product is annotated as serine/arginine-rich splicing factor RS31. The transcript has 5 exons. Bases 876 to 1505 code for a protein of 209 amino acids. Lineage: Eukaryota; Viridiplantae; Streptophyta; Magnoliopsida; Lamiales; Lamiaceae. Gene Ontology annotation, molecular function: RNA binding. The record is from RefSeq and is a predicted model, not a curated record.